GCCUGUGCUGCACAAAGUCUCGUACUGGGGAUUCACGUCAUAUCAUAUAAUCGAUAAGCACCUCGACAAGACGUAUGUUCUAUCAUGCGAGUGAAAAGGACGAAGUGAUCCGAGUGCACAUAGCAUGGACAUAAAGGAAAGAACAAACCGAAAGUAGAAUUGAUGCGGCCUUUCUUGGAAGUGUUUACAUCACCUAACAAAGUCCAUACAUAUAGUGUAAUAACCAAUAUGUCAAACGGAUCUCACAGCUCUGACAAUGUCCUGGAACACAACUGUCGUCCGGAGUGGGCCUUAUGGACAUGUGUGGCGGCCAACGUCUGUGGUUUGACAAGUACUACCCUGUGGUUCCUUGUCCUGUUGCCACAGGUAUACAAGAACUUCCGUCGGAAGUCAGUGGUGGGACUGAGUAUCCUGUGGGCGACUGCUAAUUUUACGGCGUCUCUGGUUAAUAUUUUCUUCGUAUAUCUGUACGCUAGUCUGCCUGUUUACUCCUCAAUUAACGCAGUCUACAUGCCGAUACUUGAGUUCACCAUUCUUGUUCAGUUUUGGCUAUACAACUCGGAGUUCUCUGUAAAAGCCAAGUACUGUUACGCCGCUGGGUGUGCGGUCCUUUGGGGCACCAUCAUCACAGUACAACUAACUGCACGUAGGUUCUCAGAGAUGCAAUGGGUAGCGAUUACACUUUGGUGUGUAGAGACAUUCCCUCAGAUUGUUCUUAAUCUGAAACUGCGCUCUACGGCUGGUCAGUCCACGCGUUCUGCUGUGAUAGCGACGAUAGGAAAGAUGACAGACUUCCUGGCGACGUAUGGUCUGGUGAUCCCUUUACAGUACGUGGUGAUGGCGUAUUUCUCUAGCUCGGUGGCCUACAUUAACGGUAUCCAGAUAGCGUGGUACUUUCGGAAAAACUCUUGGGCUCCAGGAGGGCCAACAGUGCUAGUAUCCGACCAGGAUAACGGGUUCAUUGAAGGGAACAACCAAACACCCGACAAUGAAUCUUAUGGAAAUGUCACCAUGGAGUCUGAAGACGUCGAAUAUACUCCCCUUUGUUCUGGUCUCAUCGUCAGGUGGCGACACCCGAAUCUAACGCGAACGAGUAUUGUAAGAGGAGUCGUGAUUGGAUUUCUUGUAUCGGCAUUGGCGCUGUUCUUGUUUGGACUCGUUGUGGUGACCGAUUCCGGUUAUAGUGCCAUGGCGCCUCUAUCGAUAGCGUCUGCCCUUUCUCUCGCUUACAUUUACUAUCAUACUAGCGCAGGGCAGAGGUUGCGACAAUUGUGUUCCAACAUGUGUGAGAAAAGGCCACGACAGACGAUGCAAUAAUUAAAAAUAAAUAGAUGUUAAAGAUUUAAAUCAC
Molecule: messenger RNA, 1351 nt
Organism: Mizuhopecten yessoensis (Yesso scallop)
Lineage: Eukaryota; Metazoa; Mollusca; Bivalvia; Pectinida; Pectinidae
Exons: 2
Coding region: 163-1317 (384 amino acids)
Source: RefSeq, a predicted model, not a curated record